Molecule: messenger RNA, 1113 nt
Organism: Pichia kudriavzevii
Lineage: Eukaryota; Fungi; Ascomycota; Pichiomycetes; Pichiales; Pichiaceae
Exons: 1
Coding region: 1-1113 (370 amino acids)
Cellular component (GO): cytoplasm
Molecular function (GO): glutamine synthetase activity
Source: RefSeq, a predicted model, not a curated record
AUGUCUCCAUUAUUAGAAAAAUCCCAAACUUUACGCAAAUACCUCGACUUGCCUCAACACGGUAAAGUUAUUGCAGAAUACGUCUGGAUUGAUGCUGCCGGUAACAUGAGAUCCAAGGCUAGAACCUUGAACAAGAAGAUCAACAGUGUCUCCGAAUUGCCAGAAUGGAACUUUGAUGGUUCUUCAACUGGCCAAGCUCCAGGUGGUAACUCUGAUGUUUACCUUAAGCCUGUUGCAUUCUACCCAGAUCCUUUCAGAAGAGGUGAUAACAUUAUUGUUUUGACUGAAUGUUGGAACAAUGACGGUACUCCAAACAAGUUCAACCAUAGAUACGAAUGUAACAAGUUGAUGAAUGCCCAUGCUGAUGAAGAAGUUUGGUUUGGUUUAGAACAAGAAUAUACUUUAUUAGACCCUGUUGACAAUUACAUUUAUGGCUGGCCAAAGGGUGGUUUCCCAGCACCUCAAGGUCCUUACUAUUGUGGUGUUGGAGCUGCUAAAGUUUAUGCUAGAGAUGUCAUUGAAGCACAUUACAGAGCAUGCUUAUAUGCAGGCAUUACCAUUUCUGGUAUUAACGCUGAAGUUAUGCCAUCCCAAUGGGAAUUCCAAGUUGGUCCUUGUGAAGGCAUUAAAAUGGGUGAUGAGUUAUGGAUGGCUAGAUUUUUAUUAGAAAGAGUUUCUGAGGAAUUUGGUGUUAAGGUUACCUUCCAUCCAAAGCCUUUAUCUGGUGAUUGGAAUGGUGCAGGUUGUCAUACCAAUGUCUCUACAAAAUCUAUGAGAGUCCCAGGUGGUAUGAAGCAAAUCAAUGAAGCAAUUGAAAAGUUGUCAAAGAGACACAAGGAACAUAUCGAAUUAUACGGUAAAGAUAAUGAACAAAGAUUGACUGGUAGACACGAAACUGCAUCAAUGGAAACUUUCUCAGCUGGUGUAGCAAACAGAGGUGCUUCUAUUAGAAUCCCAAGAUCUGUUCAAGCUGAAGGUUAUGGUUAUUUUGAAGACAGAAGACCUGCUUCUAAUAUCGAUCCAUACUUGGUUACUGGUAUUAUGGUUGAAACCAUUUGUGGUGCUGUUCCAGAUGCUGACAUGUACCAAGAGUUCAAGAGAGAAUCUGCUUAA